This is a messenger RNA of Babesia bovis T2Bo, 1209 nucleotides long. RefSeq names its product Alpha/beta hydrolase family protein. The transcript has 4 exons. The record is from RefSeq and is a predicted model, not a curated record. Bases 382 to 1149 code for a protein of 255 amino acids. NCBI's taxonomy places the organism in Eukaryota, Apicomplexa, Aconoidasida, Piroplasmida, Babesiidae.
GGGUUUCUUAACAUUAUAUAAUAUACGUUAACAUUGAUCUUAGCAUAUCUUUGUGGAAAUUUUCAAUCUAACUCUAUGACAUGGAUAACAAGUAGCAUUAACGAUGACUUCCACUGCGAUCCCUUAUAUGCAACACGGAAAUAAAUCGUACAUGCCCCAAAAUAUAAUGGUUUAUCCGUUUCAUAUGGUGGAAAUAUGUGAAAAUAUCAGCAAUGAUUUUUCAUCCGUAUCUUUCUUGUUGCUCGGGUAUUUAAAUAUACAUGAAAGAGUAUGCCAUAAGAUAAAACGAAAAUAGCUUGAUCAUAUCUAGGUAUUAUGUGAAAUGUUACAGUAUAUAUAGACAUUGUGGCAAUAGAUCCCAGCUUGGUUUAACAACAUGAAAUGGGCAACAUACUUAAUACGGUAGUAUUUCACCCUCCGAUGCCUAGCUAUAGUUUUGAUGAUCCGCAUCUACAUAUGUUCCCAACAAAAGCUGGGCACAAGAUUGCCGCGUAUUAUGUGAAGCAUCGUACGGCACGCUUUACAAUAUUGUAUAGCCAUGGUAAUGCAGAAGACAUUGGUGAUGUGGCUUGCAGUCUCAUGAACCGCAUUGCAAAAUGGAAUGCAAAUGUAUUUUUGUAUGAUUACUCUGGAUAUGGUCUAAGCGAGGGUGUACCUUCUGAACAUAAUGUAUAUAUGGAUGUAGAAGCAGCGUAUGAUUAUCUCACUUCUGUACUUGGUGUUAAUCCUCAUACUAUAGUAGCAUAUGGUAGGAGCAUAGGCAGUGGUCCCACUGUCCACAUAGCAUUGAAACGUAGUGUCCUAGGAGUUGUACUGCAAAGUCCCAUUUCUUCCGUAUAUAAAGUAAAAGUAUAUCGACUUCCGUGCACAAUACCAGGUGACAUGUUUAGAAAUGAAGAUAAAGUAGAUAGAAUUAAUGUACCAACAUUAAUUCUUCACGGUACAAAGGAUAAUGUCGUUCCAAUAUCAAUAUCGCAAAGUAUGGCUCUAACAAUGCAACGCGUAUAUGGCAGAUGGAUAAAUGGUGCUGGCCAUGAUGAUAUGGAUACAACAUUUGCAUUAUAUGUAGAUCAGGCUCUCCAAGAAUUUUAUGAUAUAAUUUGCCCUAGGACAACCAUAUCAAAUAUUCCGAAGGAUACAGCAACUUAACGAGUGUAUCACCAUAGUCGAUUUUUUAUCAACCAAUGAAUGAAUGUAUGCUAUUGGCGA